Messenger RNA from Phalacrocorax carbo (great cormorant), 893 nucleotides. NCBI's taxonomy places the organism in Eukaryota, Metazoa, Chordata, Aves, Suliformes, Phalacrocoracidae. The record is from RefSeq and is a predicted model, not a curated record.
CCCCACAGGGGCCGGAUCGGGCCCCGGGUGGGCACUGAUCCCCUGCCCCCCCCCCCCCCACGGGUGCAGACAUGAACCCCAAAAGCUGCCUCGGCUGCACCAAGUACUUCCUCUUCCUCUUCAACCUCUUCUUCUUUGCCCUGGGCAGCCUCCUCUUCGCCUUCGGCCUCUGGGUCCUCUUUGACCGGCAGAGCUUCGCCGCCAUGCUGGGGUCGUCGCUGUACAGCCUGAAGGUCUGGUCCUAUGUCUUCUCGGGGGUCGGCAUCGUGACGAUGCUGCUGGGCUUCCUGGGGUGCCUGGGUGCCCUCAAGGAGAUCAAGGCCAUGCUGCUGGUGUACUUUGGGAUCCUGCUGCUGCUCUUUGCCAUCCAGAUCACACUGGGCGUCAUCAUCUACACGCAGCGUGUCACUCUGGCCACCAAGGUGGCCACCUACGUGCAGGAGCUGAUCCAGGGGUACCCGGCCCAGGGGCCGCUCGGGGACCCCCACGAGAGCUGGGAUGCCGUCCAGCAGCAGCUCGGUUGCUGCGGCUGGAACGGACCCCAGGACUGGGAGCACCCUGACAGCCCCCCCGAAGAUGGGGACAGGGCCAUCGCCUGCUCCUGCCUUGAAGCACCAGCACCCAACAGCACCCACGGGCCCCCCCAAGCACUGCCCCAUGGCCGCUGCCCCACAGCUGCCCCCCAGGACAUCUUCCCAAGGGGCUGUGCUGAGGGUGUCCAGGGCUGGCUGGCCGAAAACCUGAUCACCAUCGUGGGGAUCUGCCUGGGCAUUGGCCUGCUGGAGCUCUGCCUGCUGAUGCUGUCGAUGUUCCUGGUCAGGAACCUGGAGACCGACUACGACAAACUGCUGCGGGGGCUCUGAGGGGGGGCGGGCCGGGGAGGCGGGGGGCGC